UCCGGACGAGAGCUAGUGUUCAUACAAGAAGAUGGCACCUUAAUUCUAGGAGAUUUCACACUAGAUCGCGAAGCUUUAAAACAAUUCGACGUAAUUGUGGAGGCCAUAGAUAAAAGUGGAAAUAAGGAUUCAACAACCGUACGAGUCACCGUCAAUGAUGUCAAUGACAAUGCUCCUGUCUUCAAAUUUGACAGUCUAGUUUGGAAUGUCACUGAAGGAUCAAGAAAUGAUACAUUGGAGAUUACCGCGUCAGACAGUGAUUCGGGAGAAAAUGGAGAGAUUCACUUUCAACUGGUCGGAGGAAAUCGACAACUGUUUCUGCUUGAAAAAACAUCACCUCAAAGCGCUCUCCUUAAGCUCAAUGGACCGCUUGAUCACGAAACUCAACCUAAAUAUGUACUUACCAUCGAAGCAAAGGAUGGAGGGCAUCCGCCGAUGUCGAGUACCGCUACUGUUACAGUAAACGUCCUCAAUCGCAAUGACAGCCCACCUAUUUUCAAGAAAGUCAACUACGAACAGGAGGUUUGUGUUAUCGUCUGGUAAUU
Strongylus vulgaris is the source of this 545-nucleotide messenger RNA. Lineage: Eukaryota; Metazoa; Nematoda; Chromadorea; Rhabditida; Strongylidae. The record is from the annotation of a GenBank genome assembly.